AUGGGGAUUCCGUCCGAGCAGUCGCAAGGCGCCGCGGCAGUGACUCUCACGGCUGGGAGUGACGUAGCGUCGAGAACAGCGAUAGCCGUGGCCAAUUGGUGCAAGGCACGUGGCGGACUCGCAGUGGACGUCGUGCAAGCCGCUGCCGAUCAGGCCGCUCCCUCCCUCAUCAGCGCGGCCAGCAGCCAGCCUGUAGCGGGCGCUACAGCAGUGUGGGCGGCUCUUGCGCUGGCGACAGGAGGCGACGCCGCCAAUGCGCUGCUGGGGAGGGAUGGCGCCGCGCGCGCUGAGGUGACUCAGUGGCUUCGCCAUCCCUGGGUCGUCGGCUCCCUGGCCUCCCUUGCCACGUCAGCAUGCCCGUCAGCGUCCACGUCAGCUGCAGUGUUGGACCCUCUCCCUCGCCUGCGCGCCCUCAACGCCUACCUGACUCCUCGCUCCGUGCUCGUGGGGCCAGGUGUCGCGAUCACAUUGGCUGACAUUGCAGUCUUCGGUGCCGUUCAUGAUGACGUGCUGCUGGUGACGCCGUGUGACAGGGACGAGCUGCCUUGCCUCAUGCGCUGGAUCGAUCUCGUGCAGCACAAGGGACAUGUGCGGGACACCUUCUCGCACAUUACCGUCAACACUGCCAAGUUCGACCCGCCUGUGAGUGCAUGGGGGUAUACGCAGACAGACAUGUUCAUGCACGCAAGCACACAUACGAUGCACAUGCAACAACCAAAAGGCAUGUAG
Molecule: messenger RNA, 729 nt
Organism: Closterium sp. NIES-65
Lineage: Eukaryota; Viridiplantae; Streptophyta; Zygnematophyceae; Desmidiales; Closteriaceae
Source: the annotation of a GenBank genome assembly